CUCACGUAUCAUUCACACACAGGAUUUGCAGACAUGAAGCUCCUUAUUCUGCUUUCACUUGUGGCAUUUACAGGUUGCCAUGCCAACAUUCUAUGGGCAGAUGAGCCCAAGCCACAGCUGGAGCAGCUGAAAGAUGCAUUCUGGGAUUAUGUUGCCAAGGCGACACAAACUGCUGAGGACUCACUGCAGGUCAUCAGACAGUCUCAGCUGGGCCAGGAGGUUAAUGCUAAGAUCACAGAGAGCGCAGACCUGGCCAGCCAAUACGCAGUCACUCUGCACAGUCAGGUGACUCCUCUGGCCCAGGACCUUCUGAACAAAAUCUCCCAGGAGGCCGAGCUAAUGAAGGAGCGCCUGGGGCAGGAUGUAAGCACAGUGAGGGCCCAGCUGGAGCCCUACGCAGAGGAGCUGAGGGCCAACAUUGAGCUGCAGGUGGAGAAGCUGAGGCAGGAGGUGGCCCCCUACACUGAGUCCCUGGACACUGAAGCCCUGAAGGCCACCCUGCUCCAGAAGAGCGAGGAGCUGAAGCAGACCCUGGAGCAGAAAGUGAAGGAGCUGCAGUCCCAGCUGGGCCCCUACACCGAGGAGCUGAAGGAGAAAGUGGAGCAGCGUCUGCAGGAGUUCCAGCUGAGUGUGGCUCCCCUGACCGAGAGCCUCCAGACCCAGCUGACCCAGAGAGCCAAGAUGCUUCAGCAAAGCCUGGCACCCUACGCUGAAGACCUGAGGGAGAAGCUCGACCCCUACGCCCAGGACCUCAAAUCCCAGCUCACCUCUCUUUGGGAGUCCUUUGCCAAAAGUGCAUAAGUGUAGGAGGAACCAAUGUUUGCCUUGCUUAUCGUUUCUGACUGUCCGAAUCUCUCUGGGACUCCAAUAACACAGCCCAUUAUCAUCUUUGCUUGACGCACUCGUCCAAUACCUGUCAGUUCAUGAGUGGCUCUUUAUUAUUUUUGCUGCACUAUUAACAACAUCGAAGACCCACAAUAGCUAUGAUGCUUACAGCUGUCAUUCUUUUGUUCAGAAAGAGCUAAGAGAAUGCUCUGAUAUUGAAGCAAAACUUUGCACUUUACUUGACCCCUGAGAUAUGUAAAUAUUUCUUUUUGUCAUGUACUGUAAAAAUUGAUAGAUGCAGUUUUCUCACUUUUCUAACUUAUUGAAAUAAAAACAAGAAAACAUAAUUCCUGCAA
Conger conger (European conger) is the source of this 1181-nucleotide messenger RNA. RefSeq names its product apolipoprotein A-IV-like. Lineage: Eukaryota; Metazoa; Chordata; Actinopteri; Anguilliformes; Congridae. Gene Ontology annotation, biological process: lipoprotein metabolic process; very-low-density lipoprotein particle remodeling; cholesterol biosynthetic process. The record is from RefSeq and is a predicted model, not a curated record. Gene Ontology annotation, molecular function: cholesterol binding; phospholipid binding; phosphatidylcholine-sterol O-acyltransferase activator activity. Gene Ontology annotation, cellular component: high-density lipoprotein particle; blood microparticle; chylomicron. The transcript is spliced from 4 exons. The coding region runs from base 34 to 801 and encodes 255 amino acids.